AAUACACAAACCCUACCCCCAAAUCAAGCCGCCGCCUCCCCCACUUUCUUUUCCUGUUUUUCUUCUUCUUCCUCGCCUUUCUCCCGAAGACGAAGUCCGCCGCCGCCGCCCGCUGGAAUAUACGCUUCUUCUGCCGGCGGUCGCCGUCGCCGUCGCCUCCGCUGCCAUUUCAGACUUAUUUGGCCAAAUAUUUUCAGUGGCGAAAAAAAUAAAUAAAUAAUAUGAAAAUUAAUUUACUUCAGCGCAGUAGGACUUACCAGUAGGGUAGGAGGGUAGGAUUUGUAGAUUGAGCUUUGAAUAGUAAAUCUACAGUAAAAUCAGGAGAAAAUCGCACAAGUAAACACGCCGCAUUCAAAUAGUUUCCAGAUAGACGCCAUUCAUGAGUUCGAAUCCAGAAGGUGAGUUGCCGAGUGCAUCUUCAAGUGCCCAAGAUGGACAGGUGCAGCAGGUUGAUCAAAUCCACUUGCCCACAAUAGAGGAGAUUCGCGGCCAGGACAUCUGGAAUAAUUGCGCAGUGCGCAGUGUUGUCAGUGGAGUUAUGGGAGGUGGUUUGGGGCUAUUGAUGGGAUUGUUUCUCGGGGCAUUGGAUAAUCCGAUGAUGCAAGACGAGAUGACGGGAAGACAACAGAUUGUUUACCAAGCGAAGCAGAUGGGACGAAGAAGCUGGAGUUCUUGCAAAGCCUUUGCCGUUAUGGGCUUUGUUUUCUCGGCUUCAGAAUGCAUCAUCGAGAAGGCUCGGGCAAAACACGAUAUUACAAACACAGUUGUUGCUGGAUGUACGACGGGAGGUGCUAUAUCGGCUAGAGGAGGGCCAAAAGCAGCAUGUGUUGGCUGUGCCGGCUUUGCUGCAUUUUCUGUCGUGAUAGAGAAGUUCUUGGAAAGACAUAGUUGAAACACCCGAUGCAACAAAGGGCGGACGAAUAACAGCUCGCCUCAAUAUUUGGUAAGUUGAACAAAAAAUUUUGACUUCAUAAUUGAAGGGUAUCGACUAUAUGACCUAUAUAUUGCUCGAAUGCAAGCCAUUUAAUUCUGUUAUAGAUAUUUUCGUGCAUAUUUGAUGGUUCAUUGAUGAACCUAUUGAAGCAAUGGAAGCUCGAUUUUUUCUACCAGUAAAAUGGGAUUUGUUCCAUUGAAACCCUAUGGCUAUGCUCUUAGUUAAUCUUAUGUGAGAAAGUCAUCUCGGGACUUCGAAAUCGAGCAUUGUUGUGUUAUGUCGUAUUUUUGGCAUUUUAUUCGAUUUUAAUUUAAGUUAUUUUGGAGUGAAAAUCUACUGAUUAAUGUGAUGUUUUGAAUAUAGAUAAUAUACUUUGUCGAAA
Molecule: messenger RNA, 1316 nt
Organism: Andrographis paniculata
Lineage: Eukaryota; Viridiplantae; Streptophyta; Magnoliopsida; Lamiales; Acanthaceae
Product: mitochondrial import inner membrane translocase subunit TIM22-4
Exons: 6
Coding region: 380-892 (170 amino acids)
Biological process (GO): protein insertion into mitochondrial inner membrane
Cellular component (GO): TIM22 mitochondrial import inner membrane insertion complex
Molecular function (GO): transmembrane protein transporter activity
Source: RefSeq, a predicted model, not a curated record